AUGGACGAUCGCCGCUCGAAACGCUCUCGGUUUGAUCAGACCGAGCCGGAAGUGCGACGCCCGUCGCGCUUCGACCGCCGCUCUCGGUCUCCCUCGUCGCGACAGUCCGAGUCGACUCGAGCUCGCAGCCCUCUCAGUCGUGAACCUCGGAGCCCUAGCGCGGACCCUGCGAAGAAGACCGAUCCCGCUGCCGCCGCUGCUGCCGCUGCGGCAAAGAUCAACGCCCAGUUGCAAGCGAAAAAGGGCAUUCAACAUGUCGACGUUCCUCCAAUUCGCUCGACCGCAAGCCCCGUACCAACAUCCGGCUCACCUCCCACCGGCGACGCAUCUGGAAAGUUGAACGCGGAGAUCUACGUUGCUGAUGGAGACUAUAUCAAGGAUAUUGAGAUUAAUGACUUGCGCAACCGUUACACGCUGACCAAAGGCUCUACUCAGAAGAUGAUCAAAGAAGAAACUGGCGCCGAUGUCACUACAAGAGGAAACUAUUACCCGGACAAGAGCAUGGCCACCGCUGCGAACCCUCCGCUUUAUCUCCACGUAACGAGCACAAACAAGGAAGGCCUUGAGAAGGCCGUCGCCUUGAUCGACGAUCUCAUGAAGAAAGAGCUCCCCAACCUGGUCGAUGAGCGCCGGUUCCGUCGCCGCGAACCCGAGCAAGUGGAGCGGGAUGAGUACGGUCGUCGUAAAUGGCCCGAGGAGCGGAUCCCCGUCGAUCUCGAACCGAUCCCUGGCUUCAACCUCCGCGCUCAGGUCGUCGGCCAAGGCGGUGCCUACGUGAAGCACAUCCAGCAAAAGACUCGCUGCAAGGUUCAAAUUAAAGGCCGUGGUUCUGGUUUCAUGGAGCCCAGCACUGGCAGGGAAAGCGAUGAACCGAUGUUCCUGCACGUUGCUGGUCCCGACCCGAACGAUGUCCAGAGCGCAAAGGCCUUGUGUGAGGACCUACUAGCCAACGUCCGUGAACAGUACCAGCGUUUCAAGGAGAACCCGCCCCAGCACAGCUACGGUGGCUAUGGCGGCCAGCGCGGAGACCGCUAUCACUACGGUGGAGGUUACGGCGGCGGUGGUGGUGGUGGCGGCGGCGGAUAUGGUAACAACCAUCACCAAAACUCGCCGUCUACUUCUGCCAGCCCGUCGACCCAAGCCGCGGGUGGUGCUGGCGGUUCGGGAACCGGAACUCCUGACUACAGCGCCCAGUAUGCUCAAUACUACGGAACCGACCCGUAUGCUGCCUACGGCGGUUACCAGAACUACCUUGCCUACUACCAAUAUUAUCAGGCGGCUGCUCAGCAGCAGCAACAGCAACAGCAACAAUCCCAGAGCCCCGCUCCGCCACCGCCUCCUCCCGCCAGCGAGGCUCCUCCUCCUCCUCCUCCGGGAUCGGGCUCUCCGCCACCUCCCCCACCCGGCGGUAGCUACAGCGCUGUUCCUCCCCCUCCAGGACUGUGA
Aspergillus niger is the source of this 1446-nucleotide messenger RNA. RefSeq lists its product as uncharacterized. Gene Ontology annotation, molecular function: RNA binding. The record is from RefSeq and is a predicted model, not a curated record. Bases 1 to 1446 code for a protein of 481 amino acids. The transcript is spliced from 9 exons. Gene Ontology annotation, cellular component: nucleus. Lineage: Eukaryota; Fungi; Ascomycota; Eurotiomycetes; Eurotiales; Aspergillaceae.